Messenger RNA from Myripristis murdjan (pinecone soldierfish), 1455 nucleotides. Its product is annotated as alcohol dehydrogenase class-3. NCBI's taxonomy places the organism in Eukaryota, Metazoa, Chordata, Actinopteri, Holocentriformes, Holocentridae. Gene Ontology annotation, cellular component: cytosol. Gene Ontology annotation, molecular function: zinc ion binding; alcohol dehydrogenase (NAD+) activity; S-(hydroxymethyl)glutathione dehydrogenase [NAD(P)+] activity. Gene Ontology annotation, biological process: formaldehyde catabolic process. The transcript is spliced from 9 exons. The record is from RefSeq and is a predicted model, not a curated record. Bases 142 to 1260 code for a protein of 372 amino acids.
UAUAAUUUGCCCUCAAUGAAUAAGUACAAAGAGGCACUGUUACCCCUGGCGUUACUUAGCAGGGAUCUUUGGCCCCGAUCAGCUGCAUAUGGCAUUUGCAAAUCAGCGCAAGCGACCAAAAUUGAAUAAAGACUAAAUUUUAUGGAGGUGAUCAAGUGCAAGGCUGCUGUUGCCUGGGAAGCUGGGAAACCUCUCUCCAUUGAGGAAGUGGAGGUAGCCCCACCUAAGGCUCAUGAAGUGCGCAUCAAGAUCUUUGCUACAGGGGUGUGUCACACUGAUGCCUACACUUUGAGCGGCAGUGACCCGGAGGGACUCUUCCCUGUCAUCUUGGGUCAUGAGGGCGCCGGGAGGGUCGAGAGUGUCGGUGAGGGUGUCACCAAAUUCAAACCAGGUGACACUGUCAUCCCGUUGUAUGUGCCGCAGUGCGGUGAAUGCAAAUUCUGCAAAAAUCCCAAGACCAACCUUUGCCAGAAAAUCAGAAUCACCCAAGGCCAGGGCCUGCUUCCUGACAAGACCUCACGCUUCACCUGCAAGGGGAAGCAGAUAUUCCACUUCAUGGGAACCAGUACAUUUUCCGAGUACACCGUGGUGGCCGACAUCUCUCUGGCCAAGGUGAACGAGAAGGCUCCCAUGGAUAAAGUCUGCCUUCUUGGAUGUGGCAUUUCCACUGGUUACGGUGCCGCCCUGAACACCGCCAAGGUCGAGUCCGGCUCCACGUGCGCCGUGUUUGGCCUUGGAGCUGUCGGCCUGGCUGCGAUUAUGGGCUGCAAGGCUGCCGGGGCAACCAGGAUCAUCGGUAUCGACAUCAACCCUGACAAGUUUGAGAAGGCCAAGGAGUUCGGAGCCACUGAGUUUGUGAACCCCAAGGACCACAGCAGGCCCAUCCAGGAGGUCCUGGUGGAGAUGACCGACGGGGGCGUGGACUAUUCCUUUGAGUGCAUUGGAAAUGUGGGAAUCAUGAGAGCUGCUCUGGAGGCGUGCCACAAGGGCUGGGGUGAAAGCGUCAUCAUUGGGGUAGCCGGGGCCGGACAGGAGAUCUCGACCAGACCCUUCCAGCUGGUCACAGGCCGAGUGUGGAGGGGGACGGCCUUCGGAGGCUGGAAGAGUGUGGAAAGUGUUCCUAAACUGGUGGAGGAAUACAUGAACAAGAAGCUGAAGGUGGAUGAGUUUGUGACCCACACCUUGCCUUUUGACAAGAUCAACGAGGGAUUUGACCUCAUGCACGCUGGAAAGAGUAUCCGCACAGUGCUGACGUUCUGAAGUGCCUCAAACACUGACAUCCAUCACAUGAGGCCUUUAAAUCUCCUCUCAUAGCUCUUGCACUUAAUUUUCUGCACUUACUGAGAUAACACACCUUUCAGUAUUAGACCAUAAAUCUUUGUUCCCAGCUGAAUGCCUGUGUGAAACAAUCUCAAUGUGGUUAUUAAAGUUUUUUUUUUUUUUUUUCAAAUUGCA